UUUUUUUCUUUUUCCUCUCUCGUCUCUAUCUGCUCCUCUCCACAUCCAACCUCGCUCGUGAUAUCACCAAUCGCACUCAGUUCUUCACAAUGUCUACCGUCCGCUCCAUCCGUGCUCUGGCUCCUCUCCUGGACCGCGUGCUCGUCCAGCGCGUCAAGGCCGAGGCCAAGACCGCCAGCGGCAUCUUCCUGCCCGAGUCCAGCGUCGAGAAGCUCAACGAGGCCAAGGUUCUUGCCGUGGGACCCGGUGGUCUGGACCGUGAUGGCAAGCGCAUCGCCAUGGGCGUUGCUGUUGGCGACCGAGUGCUGAUUCCCCAGUUUGGUGGCUCUCCCAUCAAGUCUGGCGACGAAGAGUACCACCUGUUCCGUGACAGCGAAAUCCUUGCCAAGAUCAACGAGUAAAAAAAGCAUAAAGCAAAGUGAAAGCAUAAUAAAAGCGAUAAAAUACCCGACGUCAUGACGAGUGUACUAUAAUCUGUACCAUACGAAAACAAAAAAACAAUCUAAAAAAUGAUUCUACAUAUAAAACAUCUGUCGCCUCCACAAUCUUGACCCUUACAAGAAGAAAAAGGACACAGUAAUUCAUUAGGAUGGGCCAAAGGGAAAAGCAGAAGAAAUUUGACAUAGACUGGAGACAUCAUGGAGCUAUCAGUGGCGUGGAAAUCUUUUUUCAUUGGAGCUACCAGCUUGAAAUACCUGUUUUGCUUUUCUUCUUCUUCUGCUUUUGG
Messenger RNA from Trichoderma atroviride IMI 206040, 727 nucleotides. RefSeq lists its product as uncharacterized. NCBI's taxonomy places the organism in Eukaryota, Fungi, Ascomycota, Sordariomycetes, Hypocreales, Hypocreaceae. The record is from RefSeq and is a predicted model, not a curated record. Gene Ontology annotation, molecular function: protein-folding chaperone binding; protein folding chaperone; ATP binding. Gene Ontology annotation, cellular component: mitochondrial matrix.